AUGUCUGUCGAUCGCGAGAAGGCCUUGAGGAGCAGUACCACCACCGCCUUCCUCACCGCAUUGGCCGUGAACGCUGGCCUGCUGUUGGUUGAAGUCGGCGCGUUCCUCUUUCUGAAGCAAAGGCUCUGGAGAAUCUAUAGCCCUCGAACGGUGCUACCACCCCCAGACAAACGUGCUGUGGAGUUGCCUUCUGGCCCAUGGAAAUGGGUGCCAGCUUUACUUAUGAUGCCCCCGGAGGACAUCAUACGCAAGAAUGGACUUGACGCAUAUAUGUUCCUGCGGUUUCUUAGAUUAUUGAUGAUUAUUUUCUUUGUUUUCACGCUAUCAACAUUUGCUAUCAUCAUUCCUGCAAACGCGGCAUACAUUGUCAGUCUCCAUAAAGGGUUGGAUAGGAUAUCAUGGAUCAACAUCACCGACCCAAAUGACCAAUUGCGUUUCUGUGCUCAUGUUAUUGUGGUCUAUCUCCUCACCGCCUUUGUCCUCUACAAGAUUCGCGGCGAAAUGGUACAUUUUGUCCACAUGCGCCACCAGUUUCUCAUCAGCAAAUCUCAUUCGCGCCUUGCUCAAGCCCGCACUGUCCUCAUAUCACCUCUCCCAGCAGAUCUGACGAAUGAGAAAGACCUCCAAACAUUCGCAAGCUUUGUGCCAGGAGGGAUUGACAAAAUUUGGAUCUAUCGCGACACAACUAAAUUGAACAAGCUCUUCGAAAGAAGGCAAGAAGCCUGUGAGAAGUUAGAAGGAGCGGAAUCGGCGAUAUUGAAAGCUGCAGCGUUGGCCUGGCGGAAGAAGGAGAAGCAAUUCAAGAAGAUCAACAGCCGCAAAGUUCGAGACGAGGAGACUUCUCAGGAAGGCAGUGCAUUGAUUGUACCGCCGGCCAAUCGAGAGCUAUUGGAUGACCUUGUCGCUCCCAACAGACGACCGAAACAUCGAACUGGCUUCCUGGGCUUGUUCGGACCGAAAGUCGAUACUAUCGAUUGGUGUAAGGAAGAGAUCUCGCGUCUCAAUGAAGAAAUUACAGAAGCCAGAGAGUACAUCGUCAAAGGGAAAUGCCUUGGUAGCGCCUUUGUGCGAUGCAAUCUGCAACUGGGUGCUCACGUUCUUGCCCAGUGCCUGAGUUACCACGAGCCCUUGAAGAUGUACAAUAGGUGGAUAGAAACUCAUCCGAAGGAUAUCGUAUGGCGGAAUCUCGAUGAUGGGGCUCUCGAGAUGCAAUCUCGAUAUGUCAUCUCAUGGCUCGCCACCGCAGGACUAGUAAUAGUUUGGGCAUUCCCCGUGGGUUUCAUUGGAACUCUGAGUAACUUGUUGGAUCUCUGCGAGAAAGUCCGUUGGCUGCAAUGGGUCUGCGAAGCGCCUCCCGUUGCUCAAGGUCUCGUCGAGGGUGUCCUUCCUCCUGCCUUGCUCGCCGCCUUAUUCGCCCUACUGCCAUUCAUUUUGCAGGGGCUGGCUUGGUAUGAAUGUAUACCAAAAUAUUCUAUGAUAUCAGUCAGCGUCUAUCGACGAUUCUUCAUGUUCCUUCUCAUACACGGUUUUUUGGUUGUUACCCUCAGUUCUGGAAUAACGAGUGCGAUCGAAGACAUCGUCAAGAACCCGACACAGACUGUCCAGCAACUAUCCAGCCAGCUCCCCAGCGCAUCUGUGUUCUUCUUGACCUAUAUGGUUACGCAAGGUCUAGCCGGCGCAGGCAGUGCUUUGGUUCAACUAGCGCCCCUUGUCCUUCAUUAUAUUCGCAAAUGGUUCUUGGGUCGUACUCCACGUCAAGCAUACGAGGUGACCUUCCGCAUGCCAUCAGCUGAUUUCGGCGUGAUUUUACCUCGUCUAUCCCUGCUGGCGACAAUCGGUUUCGCGUAUAGCGUUCUAUCGCCGCUCAUCAAUUUGCUUGCAUUAAUUAGUUAUGCCAUGUUCUACAUUGCCUUCAAAUUCCUUCUUGACCAGGUCUUUGACCAGCCAGACGAAAAAGAGACUGGAGGGAUGUACUACCCGAUGGCCAUAAACAAUCUCUUUGUUGGGCUGUACAUUGAGCAAGUCUGUCUAACUUGCCUCCUGUUCUUAAAGGCGAAGGAAGCUGGUGUUGCAGCCGUCAUACAAGCUGUUUUCAUGCUUGUUCUUGCUAUCCUCACAGCAUCCGCCCACCUAUUUGUACACAACAGCUUUAGUCCAUUGGUGGAGUAUCUCCCGAUGUCUCUGGCCACAAAGAAGAUGGCCCAAAGAUAUGAGAAGCAGAGGAACCCCGACGAGAACGGUGAAAUUGACCUUUUCAGCAGGGACCGUGGACGCAGCGUGCGCAAGCGAUUCAAAGCCACAGCGAAGAUCCUCGACGGAAAGCUCGACCAGCUAAAGGCUAAAGUCAAGGGAGGCGACGCCGAUAGUCAUCGAAGGAGUGAAAGUAGGGAAACGAAGCGUAACACUUUCGAAACGGAUCUCGACAAGUCGACCGCGGAAACGACGGCGCUCGAUCAUGCUCAUGGUACCGUUGACGGCCCUUCACUGUCCAGGAAGGCAUCGACGGACUCAAAGGCCUCCAAGGCCUCUAAGAAAUCCAAAGCCUCCUCCAAGAAAAAUGUCCCCGUUUUCGACGAAGCUGCACCUGCCUUAGAUGACUCUGAUGAGGAAGAGCAAGAUGAACAUGCGUUUGAUCAUCCCUCAACCUACGUCGACCAGUCGUGUGUCUGGCUGCCGAAAGACCCUUUGGGGUUGAGCGAGUUUUUGGUGAACGAGCUGAAAGCUGCUGGCAUUGAUGCCAGCGAUGUAGGGGCAAGUAUAGAUGAAAAGGGGGUGGUCGAGGUUACCCGGAAUCCUCCAGACGAAGAAUGGACUGGCGGACACGAUCAGUAG
This is a messenger RNA of Cyclocybe aegerita, 2832 nucleotides long. NCBI's taxonomy places the organism in Eukaryota, Fungi, Basidiomycota, Agaricomycetes, Agaricales, Hemipholiotaceae. The record is from the annotation of a GenBank genome assembly.